AUGUUAGUGCCACCUCAAGCUCCACCUUCUUGGAACCAUACUCCAGAACAAAUUUUGAAAGAGACCGAAUCAUAUAUCACAAAUGGUAAACAAUUACAUGACAAGAUUGGUGCAAUUGAUCAACCAACAAUUGAAAAUUCUUUCAAACCAUUUGCUGAAUUUGAUAAUGAAAAUGCUGGUAUUUCAAAUAUCUUGACAUUUUAUCAACAUGUUUCAGCUUCAAAAGAAUUAAGAGAUGCCUCCACGGAAGCUGAACAGAAAAUCAGAGAUUUUAGUAUUGAACAAGGUUCAAGAGAAGAUUUGUAUAAAGUUUUCAAUAAGUUAUUCAAUGAAACUAAAAAUUAUGAUUCAUUAACUGAUGAAACUAAAAAAUAUAUUAAAGAGAUUAAUGAUGGGUUUAAAAGAAAUGGGUUAGCAUUACCAUUGGAACAAAGAGAAAAAAUUAAAGAGAUUCAAAAAAAAUUAUCAAAUCUAAGUUUAGAAUUUGGUAAAAAUUUAGGUGAACAACAAGAAUUUUUAUUAUUUACCAAGGAAGAAUUAGAUGGUGUUCCAAAAGAUGUUAUUGAUCAAUUUGAAAAAAUUACUGAUGAUUCCGGUGAGGAAAAAUUGAAAAUGACUUUUAAAUAUCCAGAUAUUUUCCCUGUUUUAAAAUAUGCUAAAAAUGAAAAUACUCGUAAAUUAGCAUUUGUUGGUGAUCAAAAUAAAGUCCCACAAAAUGAACCUUUAUUACAAGAAGCUGUUAAAUUAAGAACUGAAUUAGCUAAAACUUUGGGUUAUAAAACAUUUGCUGAUUAUAUCUUGGAGAAAAAAAUGGCCAAGAAUUCAGAAACUGUUUUAUCAUUCUUGGAUGAUUUACAAAAAAAAUUAACUCCAUUAGCUUUAAAAGAACGUGAACAAUUAUUAUCUUUGAAAAAUAAAGAUUUAAAAGAGAAAGGUUUAGAGCAAUCUGAUCAAUAUUAUGUUUGGGAUCAUCGUUUUUAUGAUACUUUAUUAUUAGAACAACAAUAUAAAGUUGAUCAACAAAAAAUUGCAGAAUAUUUCCCAAUGGAGUCAACAAUUUCUAAAAUGUUGAAAAUUUUUGAAAAAUUGAUGAAUUUAAAAUUUAUUGAAUCAAUUGAUGAAAAAUCAGUCUGGCAUCAAGAUGUUAAACAAUUUGCAGUUUGGAAUACAGAUGAUGGUGAAUCAUCACCAAAAUUUGUUGGUUGGUUAUAUUUUGAUUUACAUCCAAGGGAUGGUUUUAAUAAAACCGAUGAUUCAAGACAAUAUCCAGUAACUGCAUUAGUUUGUAAUUUUUCCAAACCAACAAAGGAUAAACCAUCAUUAUUAAAACAUGAUGAAGUUACAACUUUUUUCCAUGAAUUAGGUCAUGGUAUUCAUGAUUUAGUUGGGAAAACUGAAUAUGCAGAAUUCCAUGGUCCUUCUGGUUGUUCAUGGGAUUUUGUCGAGGCUCCUUCUCAAAUGUUGGAAUAUUGGACUUGGUCAAAAGAUGAAUUACGUGAAUUAUCUUCACAUUAUGAAACUGGUGCCAAAAUUGAUGAUGAAUUAAUUGAUUCUUUAAUCCGUUCAAAACAUGUUAAUGGUGGGUUGUUUAACCUAAGACAAUUACAUUUCGGCUUAUUUGAUAUGACUUUACAUUCAAUUAAUCCAGAUACUGAUAUUGCUAAAUUUUGGAAUGAAUCAAGAGAAAAAAUUGCGUUAGUUAGUAGUGGUGGCGUGGAAACUAAAGGUUUCAACUCUUUUAAUCAUAUUAUGGGUGGUUAUCAAGCAGGUUAUUAUGGUUAUUUAUGGUCUCAAGUCUUUGCUGCUGAUAUUUAUUAUACUAAAUUCAAAUCAAACCCAAUGGAUACUAAAGUUGGUGUUGAAUAUAGAGAUAUUAUCUUGGCUAGAGGUGGUUCUAAAGAGGAGAAUGAUAAUUUAAAAGAGUUGCUAGGUAGAGAACCAAAUAAUGAAGCAUUUUCCAAAGAAUUGGGAUUAAAUGCUUGA
Hansenula anomala is the source of this 1983-nucleotide messenger RNA. It is a transcript of the gene PRD1, whose product is annotated as metalloendopeptidase. The transcript has 2 exons. Gene Ontology annotation, molecular function: metalloendopeptidase activity. Gene Ontology annotation, biological process: proteolysis; peptide metabolic process. Gene Ontology annotation, cellular component: mitochondrial intermembrane space. Bases 1 to 1983 code for a protein of 660 amino acids. Lineage: Eukaryota; Fungi; Ascomycota; Saccharomycetes; Phaffomycetales; Wickerhamomycetaceae. The record is from RefSeq and is a predicted model, not a curated record.